Messenger RNA from Drosophila ficusphila, 1343 nucleotides. Its product is annotated as transcription factor Ouib. The record is from RefSeq and is a predicted model, not a curated record. NCBI's taxonomy places the organism in Eukaryota, Metazoa, Arthropoda, Insecta, Diptera, Drosophilidae. Gene Ontology annotation, cellular component: nucleus. Gene Ontology annotation, molecular function: DNA-binding transcription factor activity, RNA polymerase II-specific; zinc ion binding; RNA polymerase II cis-regulatory region sequence-specific DNA binding. Gene Ontology annotation, biological process: regulation of DNA-templated transcription. Bases 60 to 1250 code for a protein of 396 amino acids. The transcript is spliced from 4 exons.
GUGACUGUCCAUGUUUACAAUUGGGAAUUUACCAAUUUAUCUUCGAAUAAUCUGGUAAAAUGCUUCAAAAUGUUUGUCGCGUGUGUGCCAGCAGUACGGAUGACUCGAAGUCGCUUAAGCUAUUCAACAACAGUGCACAGAAGGUCUUGCAACAAAUUAAAUUACUCACCGGUGUUCUGCUCCAAUGUGAUCCCGAACUACCCGACUGGAUGUGCGAGUCCUGUCAAUCGGACCUACAGAACGCCAUUUCAUUUCGGGAUCGCUGCCUGAGUAGUCAGAAAAUCUUUGAGGAGUCUGUGGUUAGGAGAGAAGAAACCACGUCCCGUUCCUCUGUUCGCCGCAGUGCCCGAUCACAAAAAACUCGUCAUGAAGAGCCCACUCAAAAGGACCCGCCCAGUCCUCUGGAGGUUAUGAUCAAGUUGGAGAACCUGAGCAACGGCGACGAAGAGGACGAUGGCAUCGAUCACCUAGAUUCCUGCAAUGAAGCGGAUAUGGAGUUCAUCAAGGAGAUGCCCUCAUCUUCAGAGGAACCCGCUUCGCCGAUCAGGGUGAAAAGAACCCGCCGUCGGGGUCUUAAGAAAGGCGGGAAAGGAGAGAAGCGCGUCAAGGUUCCGCUCCCGAUUUUUUUCUGCGAUCAAUGCGGCAACAAUAUCACCGGCAAAUCUUCUUUCGAUCGACACCUGCGCAAGCACAGCGGCAUAAGACCCUUCCAGUGCGAAUUAUGUCCCGCCCGUUUUCUUUCCUCCGGCGAGCUGAAAAGCCACCAGGUGAUGCACACUGGAGAUCGGAAAUUUCCGUGUCGCUACUGUGACCGCACUUAUGUCAACUACAGUGGACGCCUGCGUCACGAAAGGACCCACACAAAUGAUCGACCAUUUGUUUGUGCCCAGUGCGGGAAGAGUUUCACCAAUUCGUACAUUCUUAAGAACCACAUGCUUAUUCACACAGGGGAGCGCUUGUUUAGAUGCGAGCUGUGCCAUCGGUCUUUUGCACGGCCUACCCACCUGAAGACACAUUACCGCUCCAACACCCACAAGCACAACGUGGAGAAGGCAAAGGCAGAAUCGGGAGAAAUCCAGCAGGCACUACCUAAACCAGCGGAUCAAGACAAAUUCGAAACGGAAACCGUGCCAGAAGCGGAGGCUAAUGCCUUUACGAUACAAGUGUCCUUGCCUGUGGAGCAGGAACAGGAUUCGUCGUUGGAUUUGGCAGCUCUGGAAACAUCCACUCUGAUGUACAGUACAAAUUAGACCAUUACCGAACCAAACUCAAUUUAUAAAAAGCCAAAAAAAGUUAAUGUACAAGUAUUUAUUUAAAUUAUAGUGUAAGAGAGUCCUAAGUAC